CCGACUAAUGACUUAUUGACUUUGAUUAAUAAACAAAGAUAUUAGCCACUCCAUUCUACAUUAUAUACAAUCUAUACGCAUCUAUAUAUAUCUACUAAAAAAAUUGUAAGUACAUACAUAUCAAUGUUAAUUUGUAUAUAAGGAGCUAAGAACAAACCCAAUUAGGCAACUAGCAAUUGCUAAAACACGUAAGAUCUCAAAUAUGACCACGUUAUUCCUCCUUAUUGCUCUAUUCAUCACAACCAUCCUCAACCCAACAAGUGGAGAAUCAGUAGGUGUAUGCUAUGGAAUGAUGGGGAACAACCUUCCUUCUCAAUCAGACACAAUCGCUCUCUUUAGACAAAACAACAUCCGACGUGUUAGACUCUACGAUCCAAACCAAGCCGCUUUAAACGCUCUUAGAAACACGGGUAUCGAAGUCAUCAUCGGCGUUCCAAACACCGAUCUUCGUUCACUCACUAACCCUUCUUCCGCUAGAUCAUGGCUCCAAAACAACGUCCUCAACUAUUACCCCGCCGUUAGCUUCAAGUACAUCGCCGUAGGUAACGAAGUAUCUCCGUCGAACGGCGGUGAUGUUGUGCUCCCUGCCAUGCGUAACGUUUACGAUGCUCUAAGAGGUGCAAAUCUUCAAGAUCGUAUUAAAGUUUCUACCGCCAUUGAUAUGACUUUGAUUGGAAACUCUUUCCCUCCUUCCUCCGGAGAGUUUCGUGGUGACGUUAGAUGGUAUAUCGAUCCCGUCAUCGGGUUUCUUACGAGUACGAACUCAGCGUUACUAGCCAACAUCUAUCCUUACUUCAGCUACGUUGACAAUCCACGUGACAUAUCUCUCUCUUACGCUCUCUUCACUUCUCCUUCCGUCGUCGUAUGGGACGGCUCUCGUGGCUACCAAAACCUCUUUGACGCUUUACUUGACGUUGUUUACUCUGCCGUUGAACGCUCAGGCGGUGGAUCUCUCCCAGUGGUUGUUUCCGAGAGCGGAUGGCCUUCUAACGGUGGAAACGCCGCGAGUUUCGAUAACGCGCGAGCUUUUUACACGAAUCUUGCGUCGCGUGUGAGAGAGAACAGAGGAACACCGAAGAGACCUGGAAGAGGAGUGGAAACGUAUUUGUUCGCUAUGUUUGAUGAGAAUCAAAAGAGUCCUGAGAUCGAGAAGAAUUUUGGUUUGUUUUUUCCUAAUAAACAACCAAAAUUUCCGAUCACAUUCUCUGCCGCGAGAGACGGUACGGCGGUUGAGUGAUGAUUUUAUAUGCUGAGAUUUAUGUGAAUAAUUGGGAGAUUAUCCCAUAAAAGGUUCCAAAUAAAGACAAAUUUCAAAUAAAACCUGUUAGUCCAAGUUAAAUUAAAUACUCGGCUUUGUUUUGGUCCACGUUAGACUUGGUAAAGUCAUGCAAUAUUUUUAUUUGAUAUACACCAGACCAGACCAGACCUUUGAGGACACAGACGCC
Arabidopsis thaliana (thale cress) is the source of this 1445-nucleotide messenger RNA. RefSeq names its product Glycosyl hydrolase superfamily protein. Gene Ontology annotation, biological process: carbohydrate metabolic process. Lineage: Eukaryota; Viridiplantae; Streptophyta; Magnoliopsida; Brassicales; Brassicaceae. The transcript is spliced from 3 exons. The record is from RefSeq and is marked reviewed. The coding region runs from base 203 to 1237 and encodes 344 amino acids. Gene Ontology annotation, molecular function: glucan endo-1,3-beta-D-glucosidase activity; hydrolase activity, hydrolyzing O-glycosyl compounds. Gene Ontology annotation, cellular component: extracellular region.